This is a messenger RNA of Lingula anatina, 1367 nucleotides long. RefSeq lists its product as uncharacterized. NCBI's taxonomy places the organism in Eukaryota, Metazoa, Brachiopoda, Lingulata, Lingulida, Lingulidae. The record is from RefSeq and is a predicted model, not a curated record.
AGAUAUCAUAAAACUUUUUGUGGAAGUUUUGUACUCUUUGACAACAAACUCAAUACUUAGUCUUCUCUUUUGAAAUGGUCCCUAAGCAUGUAAAUGAUAAUUGCUGUCAGAAUUAAAGUUCAUCUUCGCAAAAGUGGGCUCUUCCUAGGCGUCACUUCUUUCACCUUGAGGUAAAACUAACCAUUUAUAAGGAGGCAAAAGGUGGAGGAGCUAAGAAUUUAUUUGCGAGAUAGCAAGAGACAACAGCCCGGAUCUCAACAGUUGCUUCACAACUUGAAGAAGAGUCAAAGCUAAGAAAAGAUCACGAUGUCUAAGCUGGUUCUGAGCUUGUCUAUCAUUGGGCUGAUUCUGAUGCAGGUGGUUUUGUACACAUCUGCUCAGAUGUACCACUACAGCAAAGGAUGGGGACCUUCAUCCUCUGGUAAAAGGAACUCCCCAGAAAAUCUCUGUCAAGUCAGGCCUUUUAUUAGAAAACUUGUCCAUGAUGUGAUUCAGGGUGAGUUUGAAAGGCUAAAGACGGUGUGUGCCCAUGGCCAGUGGCUAGGAGGUGCUGGAACAACCCAGAGUUUAUGGGAACAGAUAGAGCGCAGACUUCCCCAAGAUGAACCUAGUUUGGAAUGAAGAUAUUUUGCAUUGUUUGUGAUUUCAAGCAAAAGUCAAGACAUGCAAGCAGGAAAAUUACAAUGAACUUUUACUGUCCUCAGGUAGUAAGACUGCACUACCUUGUUAAAGGCACAAGGGCAUUAAAAACUGGAAUGGAUAACCAUUGUAUUUCUGUUGUAAAAUGGAUUUUUUUCCAAAAGAUCAUUCAUUUCUAUUUCCUUUAUACCUGACUUGUGUAUUAGUUCACAAAAUUAUAAGGUGUUCAAUUCAGAUGUGAAAAAUAAAAAAAAAAUGUAAGAUCUCUAAAAUGUGUUUUUAAAGCAUUGUUUCAUUUUCUUGGGAUAAUAAUCGGAAGACAUUACCGCAAUGACGCAGGAGAAAAUUAGAAACAAUAUAAUCUUCAAUGCAUUUUGUAUUAUUAUAAUCAUUAAAGAAAUUUCCAUUCUCAGUUUUCAAGUGCCUACCACAUCUCAAAUAAUUGCAUGGGAUUGUGGUCUACCUAAAACACAUAAUCAAUGCAGUAAUGAUGGGAUAGCAAAUAUCAUUCAUAAUCUAUUCAAAUGGUUUCUUUUAUAAAAUAUUUAACUGCACUGCUCCUUUCCUCAAGAGUUAUAACAAUAUGGUGAAUUUAGUAUUAAGAUUAACUCUUCCUUAUUAAAAAUUCAAUAGAUACACUUUCAAUCUUUGAUAUUAUGUACUGUUAUUAUAACAUAAAACAGAACUUCAAAUAUGUGUCUAAUCACAAAGAAUCAGUUAAUGUGCAC